This is a messenger RNA of Mercenaria mercenaria, 2462 nucleotides long. RefSeq names its product E3 ubiquitin-protein ligase XIAP-like. The record is from RefSeq and is a predicted model, not a curated record. The coding region runs from base 190 to 2253 and encodes 687 amino acids. Lineage: Eukaryota; Metazoa; Mollusca; Bivalvia; Venerida; Veneridae. The transcript has 11 exons. Gene Ontology annotation, cellular component: nucleus; cytoplasm.
UAGCGCACAGGUUCUAUCAGAAGCGUUUGUUAUUUCUUCUCUCAAGACGUAGCUGAAAGGUUUACAAAAGAAGUUGACAUUUUGUAGAUCAAAAUAUCCAAAACAUGUGAUUGUAGAGUGGGAGGAAAACUCUUUUAUAUAUAUGUUACAAAAGUAUAACCAGGUCAUUUGGUGAAAGUGCACAAGUCGAUGGCGGCGGAUUAUUCCAUAUAUCCCUGUGAAACGUUAUUAGCUGCAGAACCAACGUCGUGUAACGUAGAAGUAGUUUUAGAUGCGUUUGUUACACAAAAAGGAUCUCCUCAGACGGAAAGAUUUGCAGACAUAAAACAAAAUGAAUUAUGCGUUGGUUGUUUGCGAGAAGUCACAAAACACCUACGCAAUACCUUACUUAAGCAUGGAUUUCCUCUAACUGCGACAAGUAAACAAGCAGCAAUAAAUGUGCUAAAAAGGAAUAGGAGUUUAUUCGUUGUACAACUCCCUGCUGAAACAGUUGUCAUUGACCACGAGGAAACCGUGCAACUACUACUGCGUAAGACGAACCGAGAAUUAAAACGCGGGAAAAUGACGAAACGACGAAUAGACAGUGACAUAUUUAUGUCUCUGUUUUUGACGAGUAAUUUCGUAAGGGGAAAAGAUAACAAUAGCAGGAUAUGUAAGGAUGUAUCCUUUAAUGAUGAAAAAAGGCAACGUAAGAAUCGGAAAAAUGUUACCAAAAAUAAGAACAUUUCAGCGUUAAUAUUUCAAAAUACAGAUAUCUCAAGUUUACCGGCGGUGCGCCCACGUAAACAUCACACGACGAGUUUGAUUGAUCUUGAGGUAAUUGCAUGUCCUAACGACUCCCAGAAAUACAAACAACCGUCUCACCCCAAAACGAACAGAACCGAACAAGAACUUGCAAAUGAAAAAUAUCCAAUACAAGAGACAGAAACUGAUGCUGGGCAGCCUUCGUUCGAACCUUACCAGAGACCAUAUUCCUCGACGACGAAUACAGAUCAUCCUUAUACCAGCCAACACGAAACCAACGUUUACUUAGCUUCAGAGAAUUCGCAUGAAAGACGAGCACAAGUAAACAGAAAUUUAAUGGUACCAAGACCGGGGCUUCUGAAUGAAUUCAAACCUGCACGAUAUUCUAACUACAUUGAACAACACCAAAGACUUGCGUCGUUUCACACGCCAAAAUGGACAAUGGAAAGUAAACCAGAUCCCAGCGUACUCGCCGAAUGGGGAUUUUUCUUCACAGGCACUCAUGAUCUGGUUAGGUGUUAUCAUUGUGGAAUUGGUCUAAAAGACUGGGUAAGAGAAGACGAUGUUCCAACUGAACAUGUUAAACAUUCUUCUACAUGCGAUUUUCUCGUACAGAGGCUAGGAAAAGACAGAGUAGAUCGAAUAAAGGCUGCUUUGUCAAAUUCAGAUAGUGGAAUUGACAUAGAUUCAACAGCAUCAGGUGCCUCAAAACUACCAUACAAGAUACGCUCACCGAGAUACCAGACAAUGGAAGCAAGAAUGGCUUCUUUUAAGAACUUUCCAACACAUAUACAAUUGCCUGUUCAACAGCUUGCAGUUGCGGGGCUUUUCUUCACCGGAAACGGCGAUUUAUGCCGUUGCUUCACGUGUGACGGUGGUCUCAAAGAUUGGAGCACGGGAGAUGACCCGAUCAAAGAACAUGCCACGUACUUUCCUAAAUGUGGGUACAUAAAUCAGCUUAAAGGACUGGAUUACAUUAGAGCACAGCAACAACGCCGUCCAGAUACUCAGCAACAAAAUAAUGGUGCAGCUGGUGGUAGCACCUUGGCCACUCAACCGACACAGACAGCGGCGAAUAUUCCACUAGACAAACUAAGUAUUAAUGACAAUGGAUAUUCUAGCUUCAACGUUAGCCAGAAAGUCCAAAGCCUUGGAUAUGCAGAGAUAGAUGUGAUAUAUGCCAGGGCUGAACUACAGAAAAAAGGAAAAGCAUUUCCAACAGCUGAAGACAUUCUCAAUAUUUUGCUUGAUAUGGAAGAAGAGAAGGCUGGGCAUUUUAGACCUGAUGUGAUACCGCAAACAAGUGACAACGACCUGGAAGCCUUGGCAGAGGAAAAUGACAGACUGUCAAAACAUGUCUAUUGUAUGUUGUGUGUCACUGGAGAAGCAGACAUUUUAUUUUUACCUUGUACCCAUCACCGGAUUUGCCACGAGUGUGCGUGUGAUGUCAUAUAUUGCCCCGUUUGCAAUGUUUAUAUACAGGAAAAAGUCAAGACUUACCGUUCCUAAUUAAUUGUCUUUUUAUUUUUGGUGCCCCUUUCCGUCAGUCUUGUUAAUAGCUUUUAUUAACAUAUCUCAUCAUUGCAAUAAAUCUUUUAAAGUAUAUGUUAUAUGUGAGUAUAUAUAGAAAUAAGAACAGAUAUAUGUUAUAUAUAUAGCAAAAAGAACAAAGUGAAUAAAAUAGAAAUGUACCUUGCAGAAAAGAUGUGAAAAUAGUU